Molecule: messenger RNA, 366 nt
Organism: Macroventuria anomochaeta
Lineage: Eukaryota; Fungi; Ascomycota; Dothideomycetes; Pleosporales; Didymellaceae
Exons: 2
Source: RefSeq, a predicted model, not a curated record
AUGGACCCAGCCAGCAGAGCGCUGGCCCAGGCUUUGCCGGCAGGUGUAGCUGAUACUUAUGCUAACCGAUCAGAAUAUGGCAACGCUCCUCUCUCUACGAGCCAGCAGUACCUGACUCGAGAUGAGGAGAAGGCCCUCGUGAGGUUCUUGCUGCUAAAGUCUAGCCUUGGGCAGCCCGUGCGGAUCAAGUUUGUACGCUCGCUAGCCUUCAGUAUAGCUCGCCAACGAUUACCCACGAACAGGCCCAGCAAGCCGCCGGGCAAGAACUGGCCUCGAGCCUUCGAGAAGCGGAAUACCCAGCUCCAGGCGAAGAAAGUCCGAUCGAUCGACUGGAAGCGCCAUGGUAACAAUAUACACGAGAAGGUU